GGCAUGUUGCACAAAUUUUACUGCUUUCAGUUUACGCUUAAAUGCCGUUACUUGCGUAUCGAUUACUGCUCUAAAUUUGGACUUAUGCGCAAUCAGUUCAGGAAAUUUUGUGAAGAGCUACAAUCCGCCAUUGCUCUAAACCAUGCUAUCAUUCAACGGGAUGCUGAUCCUCGGUGGGAGUGCUUUAUUUAUCUGCAUCGUGGAAACGCGACCGUAUAAAACAUACGAAGAAAAACACCGGAUUAUCCUGGAAUUCGGCAUGCCGCAGGCUAAUCUAACAACCGCGACUGCAACACCAGUGAUCAGAAAUGUACUCCUGGCGCCCGAUCGUCCCAGUAGUCCAGCACCCCCGAUGCAUUAUCGGAGUAUGCCUGCGUUCCUUGACCCGGCAUCCAUAGGAAAAGCAUCUGAUGGGCACUUGAGGAAUCACCCUGGCCUCGUUCAACCGGCUACUUUUAUCCAUACUGGAGAGCACCUUAACAUAACAGCGGAAAGGAUUCAAGAAGAAGAAGAGGCCGCACGGCACACUACGGAAUCGCCCUGCGGCCCUGACGUCGUUCCGGAAGAUUGUAUUGACGACGAAAUUAGUACGACGGAAGCGCCACCCGAAACUACCACGCCGUACGACCCUCUCAAAGACUCGGACUUCGUAAAAAUUCUGGUGGGAUUAACGGGACGCGAAUUAGAUGACGAUGGACCAGAAGAUGUUUGGAUUAGUAUUCCGGAUUAGCACUUAUAUGAUCGCAUUCAAUUGCAUCAUGGCAUUUGGAUGGGAUCCCGCAGAACGCAUUUCUAUGAUUUUCAUUCUGAUUGUCAUAUUGUGGAAAUUUGCAAGAUGCUGCAUGAGACCUGGACCCUGCAUUUUUUUCGCGUGGUUUUAAUCCCUAAAAAUUGUUGAUAAACAGUUAGCUAAAUUA
Paramacrobiotus metropolitanus is the source of this 917-nucleotide messenger RNA. RefSeq lists its product as uncharacterized. The record is from RefSeq and is a predicted model, not a curated record. The transcript is spliced from 2 exons. Bases 143 to 730 code for a protein of 195 amino acids. NCBI's taxonomy places the organism in Eukaryota, Metazoa, Tardigrada, Eutardigrada, Parachela, Macrobiotidae.